AUGGGCCUACGGAUCCCGAUCCUGUUCCUGUGCCUCUCGGCCUGGGCCGCGGUGGCUCGAGGCGAGGAUCCUUACUUGUUCUUCACGUGGAACAUCACCUACGGCACGGUCUCGCCCCUGGGGGUCCCCCAGCAGGCCAUACUCAUCAACGGCCAGUUCCCGGGGCCAAACAUCAACUCCACCUCCAACAAUAACAUCGUCGUCAACGUCUUCAACCACCUCGACGAGCCGUUCCUGAUCACAUGGAACGGAGUGCAACAAAGAAAGAACUCUUGGCAAGAUGGCGUGCUUGGGACCAACUGUCCAAUCCCUCCAGGAAAGAACUACACCUACCAUUUCCAAGUGAAGGAUCAAAUUGGAAGCUACUUCUACUACCCAAGCACUGCCAUGCACCGCGCUGCCGGUGGCUUCGGCGGCCUUCGCAUCAACAGCCGGUUGCUCAUCCCGGUCCCGUACGCCGACCCCGAGGACGAUUAUACGGUCAUGAUCGGCGACUGGUACACCAAGUCGCACACCCAACUUAAGAGCUUCUUGGACAGUGGCCGAGCACUCGGCCGACCUGACGGGGUCCUCAUCAACGGGAAAUCGAACAAGAGCCGAGGAAAAGACGAGCCCCUCUUCACGAUGAAACCCGGCAAGACCUACAAGUAUAGGAUAUGCAACGUCGGCCUCAAGAACUCCCUCAACUUCAGGAUUCAAGACCACCCGAUGAAGCUCGUCGAGAUGGAAGGAUCUCACACGGUCCAGAACAACUACGAGUCGCUCGACGUCCAUGUCGGGCAGUGCUUCGGCGUCUUGGUUACGGCCGACAAAAAGCCUAAGGACUACUUGAUGGUCGCUUCGACCCGCUUCACCAAGACCGUGCUCACCACCACCGCCGUUGUCAGCUAUACGAAUGGCAAGGGACAGGCUUCACCUGAGAUCCCGAAAGCACCAGUCGGAUGGGCUUGGUCGCUCAACCAGUUCAGAUCCUUCCGAUGGAACCUGACCGCCAGCGCCGCCAGGCCCAACCCUCAGGGAUCCUACCACUACGGCCACAUCAACAUCACUCGCACCAUCAAGCUCGUCAACUCGGCCUCUAAGGUCAACGACAAGCUCCGCUACGCCAUCAACGGCGUCUCCCACGAGGAGCCCAAGACCCCGCUCAAGCUCGCGGAGUACUACAAUGUGGUCGACAAGGUCUUCAAGUACAAUGCGAUCCAGGACGACCCGCCCGCCACCGUCGGCGACAAGGUCACAGUGGAGCCUAACGUGGCCAACAUCACGUUCCGCACAUUUGUUGAGAUCAUCCUGGAGAAUCACGAGAACUCCAUCCAGUCGUGGCACCUCGAUGGCUACUCCUUCUUCGCGGUCGCGAUCGAGCCCGGGAGGUGGACGCCGGACAAGAGGAAGAACUACAACCUCCUUGACGCGGUGAGCAGGCACACGGUCCCGGUGUUCCCCAAGUCGUGGGCGGCGAUCAUGCUGACGUUCGACAACGCCGGGAUCUGGAACCUGAGGUCGGAGCUGCUCGAACGGCGGUACUUGGGACAGCAAAUGUACCUCAGCGUCCUGUCGCCGGAGCGGUCCCUGAGGGACGAGUACAACAUUCCCGACAACGCAUUGCUCUGCGGGAUCGUCAAGGACAUGCCCAAGCCUCCACCUUACUCCAUAUAG
Messenger RNA from Eucalyptus grandis, 1656 nucleotides. Its product is annotated as L-ascorbate oxidase homolog. The transcript has 3 exons. Bases 1 to 1656 code for a protein of 551 amino acids. Gene Ontology annotation, molecular function: copper ion binding; oxidoreductase activity. The record is from RefSeq and is a predicted model, not a curated record. NCBI's taxonomy places the organism in Eukaryota, Viridiplantae, Streptophyta, Magnoliopsida, Myrtales, Myrtaceae.